AUGGCGCCCAAGAUCUUCCUAACCGGUGUCACUGGCUUCAUCGGAGGCGCUGCCUUUGCCAAGAUUUACGAGAAACACCCAGAUUACGAAUACAAACUCUUCGUCCGUAGCGAGGAGCGUGCCAAGGCUGUUUCUCAGAAGUAUCCCGACGUCAAGUUCGUGUAUGGCGACCUCAAUAGCACCGAUGUGAUCGAGAAGGCGGCUGCUGAGGCCGACAUUGUCAUCCACACGGCAGAAUCAGCAGACACCGUAUCUGCUGCCGAGGCAAUCGCAAAGGGCCUCGCCGCUGGCCAUACAGCAGACAAGCCAGGAUACUGGAUCCAUCUGUCGGGUACUGGUAUCCUGACCUGGUACGACUUUGAUAACAAGCGUUUUGGCGAGGGACCUCUGCCCGAGCAAAAGUACAAUGAUAUUAACGACAUCGACCGCCUCCUGACCCUACCAGAAUCGGCCAUCCACAGAGACGUCGACAAGAUUGUCCAGGGUGCCAACUCGGACGCCGUCAAGACCCUCAUCAUAGCACCUCCAACCAUCUAUGGAACAGGCGGCGGACCCGUCAACAAGCGCAGCAUCCAGGUCCCAAACCUCGCCAACGCGAGCCUUCAACUAGGCUACGCACCCGUCAUCGGGGCCGGCAAGACGGAGUGGGACAACGUCAACAUCAACGACCUCGCAGACCUGUUUAGCAGAUUCGUCGACGCAACACAGGACCCAUCCAAGCGGAGCAACCCCGAGAUCUUUGGCCGCCACGCCUACUACUUCGCCCGGGGCGGCCAGCACGUGUGGGCCGACAUCGCGGCUUGGAUCGCCGACGAGGCGAGGCGUCAGGGGUACGCCCCGGACCUCAAGACAAAGUCGGUGCCGCUCGAGGUGGUGUCCAAGCUCGGGCUGGUGUCGGCCGAGUCGUGGGGCGCCAACUCCAAGGGCGAGGCCGAGAGGGCCAAGAAGUAUCUGGGGUGGGAGCCCAAGGGGGUGCCGCUCAAGGAGACAAUUGCAGAGGCUGUGGCGCUCGAGGCAAAGAAGCUGGGCUUGACGGCCAAGUAG
Molecule: messenger RNA, 1044 nt
Organism: Fusarium keratoplasticum
Lineage: Eukaryota; Fungi; Ascomycota; Sordariomycetes; Hypocreales; Nectriaceae
Product: NAD(P)-bd-dom domain-containing protein
Exons: 4
Coding region: 1-1044 (347 amino acids)
Source: RefSeq, a predicted model, not a curated record